CACAUUCGGCAUUUUUUCAUUUAUUUUGCCUCCAAUAUUUUUUGUUGAUCCAGAAUUUUUAUCUAAAUAUCCGAAUAUUCUUUUUUUUUUUUUGUCAAAUUUUCUUUCGUUGGUCUGUGUGUGUAUUUGGACAUCUUUUGUUUGGGUGUGUGUAUAUGGUGUUAGAUUGAAACACAUUAUCUCUGAGUGUGUGACAUUCAAUUCAAUAUAUUGAAUUGAAAUCACGCUCAUCAUUGUCAACGGCAAUAAAUAAAACAAAAACAAAUAGAAAAAAAAAAUGUCAAACAUAGUGACCAGUGAUUCAAAAGCACCUGUGCGCGAGGUACGUCGUGUACAAUUUGGUAUAUUUUCGCCGGAUGAAAUACGUCGUAUGUCAGUCACCGAUGGUGGUAUUCAAUAUGCUGAAAUCUAUGAAAAUGGCCGACCGAAAAUCGGUGGCUUGAUGGAUCCACGACAAGGUGUUGUCGAUCGAACAUCACGUUGUCAAACAUGUGCCGGAAACAUGGUUGAAUGUCCAGGACAUUUUGGACAUUUAGAAUUGGCUAAACCAGUGUUUCAUAUUGGUUUCUUGAAUAAAACAAUAAAAAUCCUUCGUUGUGUUUGUUUUUAUUGUUCCAAGAUGCUAAUAUCACCAACAAAUUCUAAAAUAAAGGAGAUUGUUGCCGAAACCAAAGGAAAUCCACGUAAACGUCUGGCACAUGUUUAUGAUCUGUGUAAAGGAAAAAAUAUCUGCGAAGGAACUGAUGAUAUGGAUUUGAAUAAAGAAAACACCGAUUUUAAUGAAGCCGAUCAGCAACUAGCAUUGAAGAAAAAAGUAAAUCUACAUGGUGGUUGUGGCCGCUAUCAACCACAAAUCAAACGUGAAGGUUUGGAUCUUUACGCUGAAUGGAAACAUUUGAAUGAAGAUUCACAUGAGAAAAAAAUCGCAUUGACCGCCGAGCGUGUACAUCAGAUUUUCAAAGAUAUCUCGGACGAAGAAAUCUCCAUACUGGGUAUGGAUCCAAAAUAUGCACGACCUAGUUGGAUGAUGGUGACCGUAUUACCAGUGCCACCAUUAUGUGUUCGGCCAGCUGUAGUGAUGUUUGGAUCGGCACGUAAUCAAGAUGAUUUGACACAUAAAUUAGCCGAUAUUGUCAAGACAAAUAAUGAAUUGAUUAAAAAUGAACAAAACGGAGCAGCCACACAUAUUAUAGCGGAAAAUGUGAAAAUGUUACAAUUUCAUGUGGCCACGUUUGUUGAUAAUGAAAUACCGGGCAUUCCACGUGCACAGCAAAAAUCUGGACGCCCAUUGAAAUCUAUCAAACAACGAUUGAAAGCAAAAGAAGGACGUAUUCGUGGCAAUCUUAUGGGUAAACGUGUUGAUUUCUCCGCACGUACCGUUAUUACACCGGAUCCGAAUCUUCGUAUCGAUGAAGUCGGUGUACCGCGUUCAAUUGCUCAGAAUCUAACAUUUCCCGAGAUUGUCACACCAUUUAAUAUUGAUCAAUUAAAAGAACUCGUAUGCAAAGGUAAUAAUCAAUAUCCUGGAGCAAAAUAUAUUAUACGUGAUAAUGGUGAACGUAUCGAUUUGAGAUUUCAUCCACGACCAUCAGAUCUGCAUCUAGAAUUUGGUUAUAAAGUUGAACGUCAUAUUCGUAAUGGUGAUGUGAUUGUAUUUAAUCGACAACCAACAUUACAUAAAAUGAGUAUGAUGGGACAUAAAAUACGUGUAUUACCAUGGUCAACAUUUCGUUUCAAUCUAUCGGUUACGACUCCAUAUAAUGCUGAUUUCGAUGGUGAUGAAAUGAAUCUACAUGUACCACAAUCGUUGGAAACACGUGCUGAAAUCGAACAAUUAGCAAUGGUGCCAAGAAAUAUUAUAACACCACAAUCAAAUAAACCUGUCAUGGGUAUCGUCCAAGACACAUUGACAGCUGUACGUAAAAUGACUAAACGUGAUGUAUUCCUCACACAAGAUCAAAUGAUGAAUUUAUUGAUGUUUCUGCCAACAUGGGAUGGUAAAUUACCGAUGCCUUGUAUAUUGAAACCAAUACCAUUGUGGACUGGGAAACAACUUUUCUCCCUAAUCAUACCAGGACAUGUUUCUUUGAUACGUAAUCAUUCCACACACCCUGAUGAUGAAGACGAAGGCCCCUACAAAUGGAUAUCACCUGGUGAUACAAAAGUUUUGAUUGAAAAUGGUGAACUUUUAUCCGGAAUUGUUUGUGCCAAAACUGUCGGCAAAUCAGCUGGAAAUCUGAUGCAUGUUGUGUUUCUAGAAAUGGGACAUGAAACAUGUGGUUUGUUUUAUUGGCAUAUACAAACCGUAAUUAAUAAUUGGCUGCUAUAUGAAGGCCACUCGAUUGGUAUUGGUGAUACAUUUGCUGAUCCACAAACAUAUCGUGACAUUCAAGAAACAAUCAAAAAAGCUAAACAAGAUGUGAUUGAGGUGAUUGAAAAAGCACAUAAUGAUGAAUUGGAACCAACACCCGGUAAUACAUUGAGGCAAACAUUCGAGAAUCAAGUAAAUCGUAUAUUGAAUGAUGCUCGUGAUAAGACUGGAGCGUCGGCUCAAAAAUCAUUGUCAGAAUUUAAUAACUUCAAAGCUAUGGUCGUAGCUGGAUCGAAAGGUUCGAAAAUUAAUAUAUCACAAGUUAUUGCCUGUGUAGGUCAACAGAAUGUGGAAGGCAAACGUAUACCAUUCGGUUUUCGUAAACGUACCUUACCGCAUUUCAUUAAAGAUGAUUAUGGUCCAGAAUCACGUGGUUUUGUGGAGAAUUCCUAUUUGGCCGGUUUGACACCAUCGGAAUUUUUCUUUCAUUCAAUGGGUGGUCGUGAAGGUUUGAUUGAUACGGCUGUAAAAACUGCAGAAACUGGCUAUAUUCAACGACGAUUAAUUAAAGCCAUGGAAUCUGUAAUGGUCACCUAUGAUGCAACGGUUCGUAAUUCAAACGGUCAAGUGAUUCAAUUACGUUAUGGUGAAGAUGGUUUGGAUGGUUCACAUGUUGAAUUUCAAAACCUUCCUACAUUGAAACCGAAUGAUCGACAGUUUCGGGAACGUUUUCGUUUCGAUGCAACGAAUGAAAAAUAUUUACGAAAAACUUUCACUGAAGAUGUUGUAAAAGACUUACUUGGUAAUCCACGUUCAUUAUCAGAAUUGGAACAAGAAUUUGAACGUUUACAAAAAGAUCGUGAUACAUUACGUGGAUUAUUCCCUACGGGUGAUUCAAAAGUCGUUCUGCCUUGUAAUAUAAAUCGUAUGAUUUGGAAUGCACAGAAAAUAUUUCAUGUCAAUAAACGAGUGGCUACGGAUCUCUCACCAUUAAAAGUAUUGACCGGUGUUGAAAACCUAGUGAACAAAUUGACCAUUGUACCUGGGGAAGAUCCAUUGUCGAUAAAAGCAAAUCAAAAUGCAACACUUUUAUUUCGUUGUCUAUUAAGAUCAACAUUGUGUACGAAAAAAAUUACCGAACAAGAUCGAUUGAGUUCUGAAGCCUUCGAUUGGUUAUUGGGUGAAAUUGAUUCGAAAUUUCAUCAAGCACAAGUGCAACCAGGUGAAAUGGUCGGAGCAUUGGCAGCACAAUCAUUGGGUGAACCAGCCACUCAAAUGACAUUGAACACAUUUCAUUAUGCUGGUGUAUCGGCAAAAAAUGUUACAUUGGGUGUACCACGUUUAAAAGAAAUUAUCAACAUAUCGAAAAAACCAAAAACACCAUCAUUAACAGUGUUUUUGACCGGAGCUGCUGCACGUGAUGCUGAAAAAGCCAAAGAUGUUUUAUGUCGUUUGGAACAUACAACCCUGAGAAAAGUGACAGCUAACACGGCAAUUUUUUAUGAUCCAGAUCCAUUGAAUACCGUGAUACACGAAGAUCAAGAAUUUGUAAAUGUUUAUUAUGAGAUGCCCGAUUUUGAUACAUCACGUAUAUCACCAUGGUUGUUGCGUAUUGAAUUAGACCGUAAACGUAUGACGGAUAAAAAAUUAACGAUGGAACAAAUUGCUGAAAAAAUUAAUGCUGGUUUUGGUGAAGAUUUAAAUUGCAUAUUCAAUGAUGAUAAUGCAGAGAAAUUAGUGCUGCGCAUACGUAUAAUGAAUCCGGAGGAAAAAUCAUCAGCCGAAGAAGAAGAACAAAUUGAUAAAAUGGAAGAUGAUGUUUUCUUGCGUUGUAUUGAAUCAUCAUUAUUAAGUGAUAUCACAUUACAAGGUAUUGAAUCGAUAGCUAAAGUUUAUAUGCAUCUACCUACGACGGAUAAUAAAAAACGUAUCAUCAUCACCGAAACUGGUGAUUACAAAUCGAUUGCCGAGUGGCUAUUGGAAACGGAUGGUACAAGUUUAAUGCGAGUCCUAUCGGAACGUGAUGUUGAUCCAACACGUACUUAUUCGAAUGAUAUCUGUGAAAUAUUCUCAACAUUGGGUAUUGAAGCUGUACGAAAAGCAGUGGAAAAAGAAAUGAAUCAUGUUAUUUCCUUCGAUGGUUCAUAUGUAAAUUAUCGUCAUUUAGCAUUGCUUUGUGAUGUUAUGACUGCUAAAGGACAUUUGAUGGCCAUCACUCGUCAUGGUAUUAAUCGUCAAGAUGUUGGUGCAUUGAUGCGUUGUUCAUUCGAGGAAACCGUCGAUGUAUUGAUUGAUGCUGCAAUGCAUGCUGAGAUUGAUUAUUUGAAAGGUGUUUCCGAAAACAUUAUCGUUGGUCAAUUGGCUAGAAUCGGUACUGGCUCAUUUGGUUUAUUAUUGGAUCCAGAAAAAUGUAAACUUGGUAUUGAAAUACCUACGAAUCUACAUGGACUUGGUAUGUGUUUGGAGUUGUUUGUUUUUUUGAUCAUUAUUAAUUUUUGGCUUUUUUAUGAUUUAGGAACUGGUUUAUUCUAUGGUAUGGAUUCACCAUCAAUGACUGGAUCGGGAAUGUCUCCACAGAUGACACCAUAUGGUGUUUCAACACCUGCUUAUGCAUUACCAUGGGCUUCAGGUGGAAGUGGUGUUGGUGUUGGUCUUGGUAUGACACCGGCAGCAGCUGGAUUCUCACCAUCAGCUGCGUCUGAUGCAGGAUUUUCACCUGGAUAUUCGCCAAGUUGGUCACCAAGUGGCCUUGGCAGUCCAGGAUCCCCAUCUAGUCCAUAUCUUCCAUCCCCAAGUGGUCCAUUAUCGCCAUCAUAUUCACCUGCAUCUCCUAAUUAUAUGCCAAUGUCACCGCAUAUCGGGGUAGCAAGCCCAUCAUAUUCUCCAACCUCACCAUCUUAUUCGCCAACUUCACCAUCGUAUAGUCCAACUUCGCCAUCGUAUUCUCCAACCUCACCAUCGUAUUCGCCAACUUCCCCAUCGUAUUCUCCAACCUCACCUAAUUAUUCACCAUCGUCUCCAUCCUAUAGUCCAACUUCACCAUCGUAUUCUCCGACCUCACCAUCGUAUAGCCCCACAUCGCCAUCGUAUUCUCCAACAUCACCAUCGUAUUCGCCAACUUCGCCAUCAUAUUCUCCAACCUCACCAUCGUAUUCACCAUCGCCAUCAUAUUCGCCAACUUCCCCAUCGUAUUCUCCAACAUCACCCUCGUAUUCGCCAACUUCCCCAUCGUAUUCUCCAACAUCACCGUCAUAUUCGCCAUCUUCUCCAAAUUAUUCACCAUCUUCUCCAUCUUACAGCCCAUCGUAUACAUCACCGUAUGCUCCAUCAUCGCCAAAAUAUUCACCUGGUGCUGCUUCGAGCUAUUCGCCAUCGUCCCCUUCAUAUCAGCCAUCAUUUUCACCGAGAUAUUCAUCAUUGUCUCCCAAAUAUUCUCCUUCAUCGCCAUCGUAUGCUCCAUCAUCGCCACAGUCAUAUUCACCUGGUGCAAGCAGUGGAUAUUCGCCAUCUUCACCACCGUAUGGGCGUUCCGGUCCAGAUAGUGGAAUUGUAGGUGGUGGCACAGGUUCAUCAUCUGUUUAUUCACCAGCAUCGCCUACUUAUUCAGGUGUUGGUAGUAAUGGACGUCCUAUUGGAUCUGUUGGUGCUGCUGGUACCAGUACAGGAUAUUCACCAACUAGUCCAACAAGAAAUUAUUCUCCUACAUCACCAACAUACUCUCCACAUGAAUCCAGUUAUUCACCCACCUCACCUACAUCAUAUUCACCAACAUCGCCGUCAACUUAUUCGCCGACAUCACCAAAUUAUGACGAAUGAAUGAAAAAAUUUUAAUGAUUUUAUGAAAUUUCAUUUUCCAAAAAUAAUUAAUUAACACAUACGCAACAACAACAAUCAGGAUCUUUUUUCUUAAUUUUUUUUUCGAAUACUAAUACAGAGACAAUACUUUGUGAACAUAAUUACAAAUUUUUUUUUCUAUACUCGCAAAAUGUAUUUUGUUUAAUUCU
Dermatophagoides farinae (American house dust mite) is the source of this 6315-nucleotide messenger RNA. Lineage: Eukaryota; Metazoa; Arthropoda; Arachnida; Sarcoptiformes; Pyroglyphidae. The record is from RefSeq and is a predicted model, not a curated record.